Messenger RNA from Cydia strobilella, 2548 nucleotides. RefSeq lists its product as uncharacterized. The record is from RefSeq and is a predicted model, not a curated record. Lineage: Eukaryota; Metazoa; Arthropoda; Insecta; Lepidoptera; Tortricidae. Bases 222 to 689 code for a protein of 155 amino acids. The transcript has 2 exons.
GCCGCCAGCUCGAUUCCAGUUCGCGUGCACCGGCGACCGAGCGCGGUCAAACUUAUAGCUCCUCGGCACUCGCGCUGAUAAGCCGGCAUUCGGCAAUUCAAUUUCACUUGGCUCGCUCGAGUUUUCCGGACUACAUUUACCAAUUUGAAUUUCGUAUUCGUGCGCGCCAUACUCGAAACUGUCGGGUAUUUUUUUCGAAUUAUACUUUUAAAUAGUGACGGAUGAGUGAGUUUUCGUUGUCUAAGCUGUGGGUGCGCGAGGAAGCCGCCAUGGAGAGCUGCUAUAAGCUAUACACUUGGAUCAACCACACAUUGCUGAUGCUGCUGAUACAGAUCUUCUGGAAGAUGAGCCAGAUAUCGGACUAUUUCAAAGAAAAGUCCGUAGAAGACUCGAAGAAAGAAACAAUAUUCACAGUAGCACCUCUCACAAAGGAGUCCAAAUUCAGACGGCACAUAAGGUCCAUGUCGGACGUCCAGAGCAGCACACCCUACAAACUAGCCUUCAGGUCAAGACAGGGCAGCACACACACGCUCAUGUACGACUCCGACACGAGAGCCAGACGGAUCCGGUCCUACAACCUCCACAAACAACAGGAGUCCUCCGAUUCUAGCGACUACGUGGAACCGAGGAAACUCCGAAGCAUAGAACACAACAUACUUAAGCACACAGAUUCCAUGAGAAUCCUAUAGGAUCUGACUUAUUUUACGUUGAGGCUGUACCGUCUAGUUACACUAGAUCGGGAUCAUGUCGGACUUGGUACUGUGUUCUAUAGGACCGGAUAGUUGUGCUGCACAAACGAGGGAGGGCCGGCGUGAUUCUAUGGAAUAGACUUUUGUGAUUCCUUUUAUGAGACUGUGAUGAGGUAGAAUAUUUAGUUUUUAGUUAAGUCAGUAAUGAUAAGUAUUCUAAUAGAAUACCAAUAAUGUGAUUUAGGGAGUACGAUAGUGAUACCAUUUUUUAAUGAUGAUAAUUAUGUUUAAGGAUGGUGUUAAAAAAUGAAUAAUGUUGUAUUGAACAGUUCCACGAAAAAGAGAAUAUACCUACUUCUUAAUCCCCUUAAAUUUUGUAGAUUGAAAGAAGAUAUAAUAAGAUAUAUUUCCUAAAGGAUUUUACUUUGUAAUUUCAGUUCUAACUUAAUCCACAUUUAAAAAGUUCGAAGGGAGCUUUAUGUUUUGUGCCAUGAUGUAGAUUUUUUAAUAUUUAUCAAAAUGUUAGGUACAUACUCGUACUUAUGUUUUAAAAAAUCUGUUCUUUUUGAUGUCUGACUUAGAUACAGUUUACUUUUUAAUGCUGCCUUGAUAUUUUUAGAUGCCAAAAAUAUGGUAUCCAUAAUUGGGUAGGUACAGUCAGCUGCAAAACAUGUAUUGCGAUUUAAAAAUAAAAAAUAAAUAUCAGGCUUAAAAUAUGUGAAAAAAAAAAUGGAAAUGUAACUAUUUGUAGCUUACUGUACCUACUAAUUUCUUGCAAUAUAAUUAUUUAAUAAGAGUUAACAGAACUGAUUUUCAUUAGUUCCACAAAAAUAAGACGAAUGUAAUAAAGGAUGCCUAAUAUUGUUUUCUUAAGAUCUCUAAAUAUAUCUAGAUCAUUUAAUUUACCUAUGUAAUUUAAAAGUUCUAAUCGUUUGUGUUAUGUAGCUGCCUACUUAUAUCAAAAGAUUAUUUAUUAGUGAUAAGUAGGUACUUAUCUAGGUAUAUAAAGAUAUAAAAAAAUGUGACCACGUGCCUUGUAGGUGACGAGUAUAAGUAAUAAACACUAUCUACCUAUCUGUAUAUUGUAUUAAGAGGUAACAUUGUGCCGCAUUUGCACUUGUAGUUUUACUUGCGUAUUGCGAGGAACGAGGAAACAUUUGAAAAAAACGAGACAGUGAUAAUGUUUUCUCUUUCUGAAUUAGGUAUAUCUGCGUCACUACUUAAGUGAAACUUUUAAGUCUAAAGCAGGGGUUCCCUGUGCGCCGCCGUAGACAGUAUAGAGGGGCUCCGUGAGGCAAUCCACCUCACCAGCCUAGCUAUUAGGUUAGGGCCUACUAUUCAAUAUACUCUAUGGUUAAGGCGCCGCCGCCAAAAUUUUAAACUUGUGCGCCGCGGACUGAAAAAGAUUGGGAACCCCUGGUCUAAAGCACAUCUACACGAGCUAAUUUGAUUUUAAUUCAGCUCGUAUGUGGUGUACGAGCCUGGUUUCAGCGAUAAGGCCGGAAUAGCGCUAAAGCUUCGAGUUAAAUUCCUAAACCUUUAAGUUUGAAGUACAUUCUGGUGUUCACCUACCUACAUUUGUGUAAGAAUGUCCCUAACUAUAAUAUUUAUUUAUAUUUAUUUAUUUAUAGUAUAAGUACUUUUUGAGGUUUAUUUAAACUAAAAAUAAACAUAUCAAAAACGCAUAUCAGAUGGUGACAGAUAUCUAUUGAUGAUAUUGAUUUUAAAUCUUAGUUUUGUUUAGAAAAAUGAGCGUAAUGUUUCCUCUUAAAAGUUUGAUCUGAAAAGACCUAAGAUUGUAUUAAACCCACGAGUUAGGUAGCGGCUACAGUUUGUUUUAAUUUGUUUUUUAACGAUUA